AUGGGGACCGGCAAUGGCGCGGCAGUCUCCUUCCACCCCGUGUUGGUCACCACGUGGCAGCAGGCUCCGACGCUCAACUCCAUCUCCGCCACCUCCGGCAGCGCAGCAGACCUCCGCCACCUUCUCGGCCACCAGUUCCUCUCCUCGUCACUCCACAUCCGCCUGGCCAUCUCCUCCCCUGACCUGCUCCUCCUCUUCCUGAACCAUCAGCCCUCCCAAAAUUCUCUAAUCACGUCCUCCACCGUCACGGCUAACGAAGCAUCCCCUCAUCUGCGUUGCCUCUACUUCCCGCCCUCCUCCUCCAGGUCCAACCUCAGCCUGCGGCCCAUCUCGGCGGACCUCAGUCAGGGCAUCCUGCGCUGCCCUCUGCAACCCCAUGGCUUCCUCGUCUCCGUUGGCGGCGGUGGCGGUGAGAUCGCCGCCCCGCCGGUGCUUCCCUGGCCGUGGGACUCCCUCGCCUACGAGUCCCUACUUGACGGCCGUGACAACUCCACCAUCGUCUUCGCCAAGGGCCUGAACCUUCGGCCGGGGAGGCUCUCGGAUCCCUCCCGCUACGAAUGCGUCUUCGGCUGGGACUUCGCCCGCCCCCGCUUCCUCAUCACCUCCAAUGCUCUGAGCGCCGCCCAGGAGAUCGUCCGCUGCCGGACCCCUCUCAGCGUCCUUCGCCGGCAUUCUGCAGUAGCGGCGGAGGAGCGGCCAGUAAUGGUCUCCGUCAAGGACAGAGCCCGGGGUGUUCCCCACAUCUUGCCGUCUGUUGCUCGGCCGGUCCUCAUCCCCCGCGACGGCGCUGACGGCGGCGAGCAAGAGGGGAAGCACCAGAUGUGCGUCUGCACGAUGCUGCGCAACCAGGCGCGGUUCCUGACGGAGUGGAUAACCUACCACGGCCGCAUCGGUGUCGGGCGCUGGUUCAUCUACGACAACAACAGCGACGACGCCAUUGAAGAAACCCUCCGGGGGAUGCCGGAGUACAACGUGACGAGGCACGCCUGGCCGUGGGUGAAGGCCCAGGAGGCCGGCUUCGCCCACUGCGCCCUCCGUGCCCGAGCUUCCUGCCAGUGGGUGGCGUUCAUCGACGUCGACGAAUUCCUGUACCUGCCGUCACCGGGGCUGUCGCUGCAAGAGGUGCUGAGCAACUAUACGACGUCCUUCCCCCAGAUCGCGGAGCUGCGGACGGCGUGCCACACCUUCGGCCCGUCGGGGCACCGGGUGGCACCGCCGGAGGGCGUCACAGUGGGGUACACCUGCAGGACGUCGGCGCCGGAGCGGCACAAGUCGAUCGUCCGGCCAGAGGCGCUGAGCACCUCGCUGAUCAACGUCGUCCACCACUUUCACCUGAAGGAAGGGUUCCGGUACGUGAACAUGGACAGAGCGACCAUGGUGAUCAACCACUACAAGUACCAGGCCUGGGAGGUGUUCAAGGAGAAGUUCUACCGGCGGGUGGCGACCUACGUCGCCGACUGGCAGGACGAGGAGAAUGUAGGGUCCAAGGACCGCGCGCCGGGCCUGGGCACGAAGCCCGUGGAGCCGCCGAACUGGCCCAGCCGCUUCUGCGAUGUGAAGGACCCCGGCCUGCGGAACCGGGUCCUGAGGAUCUUCACCGACCCGACCACCGGACAGUUGCCCUGGUAG
Messenger RNA from Spirodela intermedia, 1629 nucleotides. The record is from the annotation of a GenBank genome assembly. NCBI's taxonomy places the organism in Eukaryota, Viridiplantae, Streptophyta, Magnoliopsida, Alismatales, Araceae.